Molecule: messenger RNA, 407 nt
Organism: Uranotaenia lowii
Lineage: Eukaryota; Metazoa; Arthropoda; Insecta; Diptera; Culicidae
Exons: 2
Coding region: 28-363 (111 amino acids)
Source: RefSeq, a predicted model, not a curated record
GUUAUCCAAGGAUCAACUUUGGAAGCAAUGGAUAAGCAAUCGAAUGGGGUUGCCUGCGGAUGUGGCGGGGGAGGUCACCGAAUAGUAAGAGAAGCCGAAGGUGAGGGUGAGGCUGAGGAACCAGAAAGUCCGGCACCUGCUCAGGGUGCACCAGAAGCUGCUCCUGGUAUGAGGCGGCAAGGUUACAGAAGACUUGCGGCCAGAAGACCCGGACAUCCGAUUGCGGAGGGUCCAGCUGCUCCUGGCAAUGACGAAAUUGUAGCUCAACCUGGCCUGUUUCUACCGAAUCGUCGAGUCAAUCGGGGACCGUUCCGAUUUCUGCUCAAUCGGAAACGUGGACGAUUCUUCAAUCCCGUCUUCUAGGCUUUCGAAGAACUUUCAGUACAAAAUUGAGUAACGAAUCCACC